AUGCUGAACUUCGCAAAGCGUAGCCAUUGGGCUGUCCUUGGCGUCUUGAGCGGCGUCUACGCAGCCAACGUCGUUUUUGACGGUGCCAGCGUGCAGCUCGACGGCAUCUACUACUUCAUCGAUCCACACGUGACCGGGGAGCUGCCUCUGCCUCGUAUUGACCUCGCUGCGGUCACGGCCGGAGGCUUCAUGCCGGUGACGGUGGUCCAGAGCACCGCCGAGGCGACGAGCCUGGACUCGCUGCUUCAAAGCUGGCUUGAGCGCGACGACGUCUUCCAGCCGUCGUUUCUCUGGGGCGGCGUCUACGUGGCUGACGGCCGCUUUCUGUCCGAGUCCUCGCAGCACGCACCCUCGUCCAUGAAGCUCCUCAACACCACCGCGCUGGUGCAGCACCUACCGCCCAACACCACCACCACCACCAGACAACUCCCCUCGGGACCGUACUUUCUCCAUGCACAAACCGGGAAAGUGCACCGCGCGCUGCGGCUGUACGACGACUACGCCGACGCCUUCACCGGGUCCUUGCUGCAGAGCACCGACGGCGGCGGGCGCGUGCAGACGCUGUCGGCGCAGAUUCCCACGGCCAUGACGCUGACCAUGGGCGUGCCCUCGCGGCUGUACUACACGGUGACCGCCGCGCAGCCGCUCGCGGGGGUGCGGCUGGGCGUCAAGGACCUGUUCUGCGUGCGCGGCGCGCGGCGCUCCAACGCCAACCGCGCCUGGUACCACCUCUACGACCUGCCGUGCGAUGCGAGCGCAACCGCCGUGCAGCGGCUGGUCGACGCCGGCGCCGUCGUUGUCGGGUACCAGAUGCUGGCGCAGUUUGCCCUCGGCGACCGCUACACCUCCGACGCCGUCGACAUGCAUCUCCCGUUCAACCCGCGCGGUGACGGCUACGCCUCGCCCGAGGGCAGCUCCUCGGGCGGCGCCGCGAGCGUUGCGGCCUACCCCUGGAUGGACCUCGCGCUUGGCACGGACACGGGCGGGAGCGUCCGCGGGCCGGCCCAGGUCAUCGGCGUCUUUGGCAAUCGUCCCACCGAGGGGCUCGUGUCGCUCGAGGGCGUAACACCGCUGAGUCCGGGCUUGGACACGCCGGGCCUACUGACGCGGGAUCCGGCACUGUGGGACACUGCGCAGCAGGUGCUGUACGGGGAGGGCUAUAAGUCGCUGGCCGGAGUCAAGGCGCCCGAGUACCCAAAGACGGUGUAUUUGUUGAACUGGCCGAAAGGGAAGGGGUAUGACGUGGAUGGCAUGCUGGAUGGGUUCGUGAACGCCGUCGUCGAGGUUACCGGCGCCAAGGUCGAGACCAUUGAUCUCGAGGCGCUUUGGGCGCGCACGCGGCCGAGCGAGGUGGGCGACGUGACGCUGGCUGUGUUCCUCAAUAGCACGUACACGGUGCUUACAGCGACUGACCAGUGGAACCUCGUCGGCAAGCCCUUCUUUGCCGAUUAUGCCAAGAAGCACGGCGGCCGCAAGCCCUUUGUCAACCCGUCACCCCUCACACGCUGGACGUGGGCGCAGACACUGCCUGCCUCGGCCUACCCGGCCGCCCGGCGGCAGCACGUGGUCGCCCGCGCGUGGUUCGGUACGCACGUGCUCGCGGCCACGGGAAACGCGCGCUGCUCGUCGGCGCUGCUGCUGUACAGCGACUACCUCGGGACGCCGAACCCGCGCACGACGAUGCGCGUCAUGCCCGGCGUGCGCGGGCUGCAGGCAGCCUACUGGGCGCCGCUGACGGGCACGCCGGACCUGGCGCUACCGCUCGGUGAGGUUCGCACGCUAAGCAAUGUCACCGGCGAGGCGGAGCCGCUGCCCGUGUCGGCCGACAUCAUGGCCGCGCGCGGCUGCGACGGUCUCCUCACGCGGCUUGCGGCGGAGCUGGUCGCCAAGGGUGCGGUCAAGGUACCCCAGACGGGCGCCAGCUUGAAUGGCGGUGCGGAAAUGCUCUUUCGUCAAUAA
This is a messenger RNA of Cordyceps militaris CM01, 1959 nucleotides long. RefSeq names its product Amidase. The record is from RefSeq and is a predicted model, not a curated record. The coding region runs from base 1 to 1959 and encodes 652 amino acids. The transcript has 2 exons. Lineage: Eukaryota; Fungi; Ascomycota; Sordariomycetes; Hypocreales; Cordycipitaceae.